AUGAGAUUAUCAGUUGCAGUUCUUACCACCAUGGCUAUCGCCUUGGUUGCCGCAGCACCAGUGGAUUCUGAAAGUCUCGCCCUUGCAACCCCGACUGCAGUUGCGGAAGUUCAAACUUUGCCAGAGGCAGGUUUAGAAGCCGAAAAGAGAGACGCUGAGGCUGAGGCUGAAGCUGAGGCCGAUGCCGAAGCUAAAUCGUUCAGAUGGACCAGAUAUGGCAGAUUCGAACCUUCCAAGAGAGACGCUGAGGCUGAUGCCGAAGCUGAUGCCGAAGCCAAGUCGUUCAGAUGGACCAGAUACGGCAGAUUCGAACCUUCCAAGAGAGACGCUGAGGCUGAAGCUGAGGCCGAUGCCGAAGCUAAAUCGUUCAGAUGGACCAGAUAUGGCAGAUUCGAACCUUCAAAGAGAGACGCUGAAGCUGAUGCCGAAGCUGAUGCCGAAGCCAAGUCGUUCAGAUGGACCAGAUACGGCAGAUUCGAACCUUCCAAGAGAGACGCUGAAGCUGAUGCCGAAGCUGAUGCCGAAGCCAAGUCGUUCAGAUGGACCAGAUACGGCAGAUUCGAACCCUCAAAGAGAGACGCUGAAGCUGAUGCCGAAGCUGAUGCCGAAGCCAAGUCGUUCAGAUGGACCAGAUACGGCAGAUUCGAACCUUCCAAGAGAGACGCUGAGGCUGAUGCCGAAGCUGAUGCCGAAGCCAAGUCGUUCAGAUGGACCAGAUAUGGCAGAUUCGAACCCUCAAAAAGAGACACCGGAGCUGAAGUUUCUGCAUAA
Messenger RNA from Lodderomyces beijingensis, 771 nucleotides. Lineage: Eukaryota; Fungi; Ascomycota; Pichiomycetes; Serinales; Debaryomycetaceae. The record is from the annotation of a GenBank genome assembly.